CGGUCGUCCGUCGACCCGCUGGAAGUCUGGCUGAUCCGGCCGGCAGCCCUCGAUGCUGCCUAUCCGAGAACCUCGUCGCGCGGAUAUUCACAUUUUCUUUCCCGAUGCAGAGCAGGGUCAGAUCAUCCUAUAAAGAGGCUCCUUGCGUCUCGUAUGGUCAUGCCUGACUGAGACACGCUCAGAGAGGCUGUUCACUGCAGCAGGUUGCAACUAGUCAAUCAUGGCUCCACGAAGUCCAGAAGAGCUGGACGCUCUAGCAAUCAUUGACCCGGAAAUUGAUGCUGUCCUCAAAUCUGGCAAGCUACCCAUCCCCAAACUCGACCUCUCGUCAGUCGAGGCGGGAAUCCAGCAACUUCGCUCUCUUGAGGCUCUAUUUCCUCCCGCGCCAGCAAUUCCUGAAGUCGCAGAGUCCUCCCGAAAAUUCACAACACGCGAUGGCACCGAACUCAGCCUGCAUGUCUUCCACCAAGCAAGCCCUGCUCCUGGGCCCAAACCGCUAGUGAUCUACUUUCACGGCGGCGGUGGCUGUAUGGGCAAUCCAUACUCCGUCGCCAAUUUGGCCCGUGACCUCGCCGUCGCACACAAUUGCGUGGUCGUCAGCCCCCAGUACCGUCUCGCUCCCGAGCAUCCAUGGCCAGCCGGCGUGCACGACGCCUGGGAUGCAUUCGAGCACAUCUCGACCAACGCAGACUCCGUCUCGGCGGAUGUGUCAGCGGGCCUUGUUGUCGGCGGCGUGAGUCAAGGCGCCCGCUUGGCCAGCCUCAUUGCCUUGCAGGCCAAGGCCUCGACAACCACGCCGAAAAUCACCGGGCUCUACUUUGACGCUCCAUCGUUCAUGAAUCCUGACAGCGUCCCGGCCGAGUACAAGGCGCGAUACCGGUCGCGCACCGACGGGCGAUGCUUAAAGGCCCCGAUCCUCGACGCCGACACGAAAGUUUUGUUCGACAAAGCCUACAAGGCCGACCAGACGUCGCCACUGUACGCGGCUCUCAACACGACGCCUUUGUCGAAGCACGCGGACGUUGCGCCAAAGGCGUAUUUCUCCAUCUGCGGCAUGGAUAUGCUACGUGAUGAUGGCUUGAUCUACGCCGACAUUCUCGAGAAUCUUGGUGUUCAGACCAGAACGAACGUCUACCCCGGGACGCCGCAUGUCUUCUGGAGCGUGUUCAGCUGGAUUAAGCAGGCACAAAAAUGGAAGGCCGACAGAACCGCAGGUCUUGGGUGGUUGCUCGGACGUGAAUGACGACAGUCGAAUAUAGAUUUUCAUGGCUUGUAAGUGGUAGCUUUGAGACCGAGAAUGGCUCGCAGUUUGACCACGACCCGAAUUGCAAUGAAACGGAGCUAG
Messenger RNA from Exophiala xenobiotica, 1345 nucleotides. RefSeq lists its product as uncharacterized. Gene Ontology annotation, molecular function: hydrolase activity. The record is from RefSeq and is a predicted model, not a curated record. The transcript has 2 exons. Bases 221 to 1243 code for a protein of 340 amino acids. NCBI's taxonomy places the organism in Eukaryota, Fungi, Ascomycota, Eurotiomycetes, Chaetothyriales, Herpotrichiellaceae.